GAAUAUUAAAAAUGCGUUAGUUUGGCUAUUUUACUACAUCUAUAAAUUGGCAACACUGAAGAAGAGUUCUCUGUAAAGCUUCUCGUAGGAUCGUCAGUAUGACAAAGGGAACAUCAAGUUUUGGUAAGCGGCGCAACAAGACCCACACACUGUGCCGCCGUUGUGGGCGAAGUAGUUUCCACAUUCAGAAAUCCAGAUGUGCUCAAUGUGGCUAUCCUGAUCGAAAGAUGAGGCAUUAUAAUUGGAGUGAGAAGGGAAAGCGUAGGAAGACGACCGGAACUGGCAGAUUACGCCGUCUCAGAAAAGUUUGGAGAAGAUUUAGACACGGCUUUCGAGAAGGCGGCCAGGCAAAGAGCAUGAAGCGUGGAGCAGCAGCCACCGGCUCUGCUAAAUGAAGGCAGUGAUAUCUUUGUAUAGAUACGAAAUAAAAUUUUUUUGGCAAAUCUUAA
Messenger RNA from Centruroides sculpturatus (bark scorpion), 449 nucleotides. It is a transcript of the gene RpL37a, whose product is annotated as probable 60S ribosomal protein L37-A. The coding region runs from base 99 to 395 and encodes 98 amino acids. Gene Ontology annotation, biological process: translation. Gene Ontology annotation, cellular component: ribosome; cytosolic large ribosomal subunit. The transcript has 4 exons. NCBI's taxonomy places the organism in Eukaryota, Metazoa, Arthropoda, Arachnida, Scorpiones, Buthidae. The record is from RefSeq and is a predicted model, not a curated record. Gene Ontology annotation, molecular function: structural constituent of ribosome; RNA binding.